UCUUAUACACAUAACAUUCAUUUUAAUAUUUGUGAAAAGUCAACAAUAUAAUUUGUAUCUAUAACAUAUGUCAGUCUGUCUGCAGUCUCUGGAAGCCAUUUGAAAGGGUCAAGAUGGUAGGAAGUGGUUAGAGAACGUGCUAAACUUGCUACGUAUAAUGUUUAAGCACAGGAUAUGCUGUGAACUAGUAUUGUGUAUUAGUAGUUAGACCUAAACUAGGAAAUUAGCAUCUGGUGUUUCUUGAUUGAAAAUUAUGAUUGUACCGUAACCGAUGCUCUAUAUGAGACUGUGAAUCUAUCCCUCCUUUGGUCCCAGCUUUGUUGGGAAACCCGAUCACUCCAUAGUUGUCUGUUGUUACUCAUUUUGAAAAGGACCAUUAACAUUCAAAACAGUAAUACAGACCUUCCUUUCUUCCUUUUAAGAAAUUGCUGGAACGUUUGACUCAUGGGAAGCAAGUAAAAGUGAAACUUCCAUGAUUCCAUUAUGGCUAAUCAGUUGCUUGUUCUUCUCACUGAGCUUAAUUUUAUGGGGUUGUUUGUUCUUUUCAGGUGAGUUACAUUCACCUACUGGAAGUACACUUGUUGAAAUUGUCUUGUCAGAUUGAAGUGUUAUCAAUUGUAAAGAUGUUUAUACAUCACAGCCUCUUUAUACCAAAAAUGUUUAAAGGAGAUAAGAACUGUGAAAUCUCUUUAUCUAUGGUAAGCAGAAUCUGAGCCAAUAGUUUUUGAAUCCAAAUUUGUUACAUUUACAUACUCUUGAGUCUUUUAGAUUAGUUUUAUUAUGCACAGGUAUGGUGUUAGUAAUCUUGGAAAUUAAUAUGAUUGUGUAUUUUAAGAAAAAAUUACAGUGAAGGAACUCAAAUGUGUCUACAAUUGAGGGAGGCUUAAUACUGGUGGUUCUGCCCUCUUGGAACUACUUUUCCAAGAAAAGUAUUUAUUUUGGAAUAGCAAUAUCAAAGUAUGUUUUUAAAGUAAAAUUCAAGAUAGUCACUUUAAAAAAAAAAUGAAAAAAAUCAUUCCCUGUUGUGGAAAAGGUUGCUUAUGUGAAAUGACACAGCCAAUUCUGGCUUAAGUAGACCAAAGUCAUAGUGGACUUCAAGAUGAGUUGAGAAAUAGGUAGGUUAGAUGGAUCUCAGGAUGUCAGUUCACAAAACCUGAAUCUUUUGGGAUAAGUUUUGAUUUUCAUGGGACUUGGACAAAAGCAAGUGCAAACAUUUUCUACCUGAAAUUGUGAUUGGAUCAAUACUGCUACCACAUGUGCAUAUUUAUGCACAAAUUUAUGUCAGAAGCACCUGUCUCUCACAUCCUAAGGCUGUGUGAAGCAUGCAGGAGUGCAGGGAUGGUGACCCUUUCCUGUCCAGUGAACACUGGUUGACAAUAACUCCCCCAGAUGGUCUUCAACCUGUACAGAGAGCUCCAUGACAACCGAGUAGUUAAUAAUACAUGCACUUGGCUCCAGGCAUCCCAUGCAAGCUGUGAUACCUCUGUGUGUCUGUAGAUAUGUGCUUAUGGCAUGGCUUUUCAAAAGUUGUCUGGGGCAACGGGGCUGCCUUUUGUCUCAUGCGCUUGAGGGUGCUGAUUGCUCCUAGCACAUAAGGCUAGCCACUAGGAAGACCUGUGGGGGAUUGGAUGGGGCAAGGAUCCCGUUCAGUGCCUAGCCACUGUCGAGAAAUACAGUCUAUUUAGUGCUUGGUUUCCCUUAGAACAAGCUUCUAAAGGUGCUCCACAAUUCUGCCCAUUCCCGCGGUGGUGUCCGGGCACCAGUGGGGUGCUGUGCAGGUGUGCCCGCAGGUGUGCAGGUUUGGCCCGGCUGCGUGUGCUGGCGUCCUGGGAACCGGUUUGUCGGGGCCAACGCAGGACACCUCCCUCGACACACCUGGAGCCUGGGGCCUUUUCCCUUGGCUGAGGAGGAAGAGGAGCCCGGGGCAGCGAUGAAGGGCCUGAGCCGCCUGCUCCGCGCCGGGGAGGAUGCCGCGCAGGCAGCCGUGGCAGUGAGCCACGAGGGCCUACUGCGAGAUGAGAGAGAAUUUCAAUAUGCUGCUAAAAUGAACAAUCUGGAUACCAUGGAAAAAGUGUUUAAAAAGAAUGUUAAUAUAAAUGCCGUAGAUACACUGAAGCGCACAGCGUUUCAUUUUGCUGUUGCAGGAGGACAUAUGUCCGUGGUGGAUUUUCUUCUCCGUCACAAAGCAAGACUUGACAUGGCAGAUCAGCAUGGCCUGACAGUGAUUCAUCUUUCAGCUUGGACUGGAAAUCUGGAUAUAAUGCGAAAAUUAGUCAAAGCAGGUGCUGAUCAAAAGGCUAAGAAUGAGGUUUGAAUGAAUGUAUUGCAUUUUGCAGCUCAGAGCAACAGCAUUAAAAUAGUUGAUCAUUUCCUCCAAGAUCUUCAUCUGAAUGACUUGAACAAACCUGAUGGGAAAGGUAAAAAGCCAUUUCUUCUGGCCUGUGAAAAAGGCCACAUUGACAUGAUAAAAAAUUUGAUUGCUCUGAAGCUAUUUACAUCUGAAAAAGAUCAGGAGGGAAACACAGCAUUGCAUUUAGCAGCCAAAAAUGGUCACAGUGAAGUUGUAGAAAUUCUGCUUGAACAAUGGGAGGAAAUAAAUGACCUCAAUCAGAAUGGAGAAACUCCAUUUUACUUGGCUGUUGAAGGAGGUCAUGAAAAAUGUGCUGAACUCUUACUGGAGGCAGGGAGUGACAUCAAUGUUUCAGCUCAGAACAAUAGUAGUGCUUUGCAGAUUGCAAUUCAAAAUGGACAUCUAUCUUUGGUUACUUUUCUUAUUGAUAAGAAUAUUCACCUGGUUCCUAAACCUGAGCAGAAGAAUUCCCCUCUCCAUUUAGCAGUUAUCAGUAAUAAUCUACCAGUAGUAAAAAGCCUUUUGGAUGCCAAUCACGACAUAAACUCCUUAAAUCACAGGCAGGAAACCCCUCUACAUCUGGCAGCUGAUCUUGGCAAUGUGGAAUUGGUGGAAGUGCUGCUGAAGUCAGGCUGCAAUCUCAAGACCAUAGAUAAGCAUGGAAAAACUGCACUAGCCACAGCAUCAAGGAGCCAUUAUGCCCUCAUUGUAGAUAGGAUCAUUAAAGCAGAAAGGUAUUUUGCCAUGCAACAGACACAUCUAGCUCAUAGUGGUAAUGGGUCAGACUUCAGCGUGUCCUUCAAACAAGAUCACAGUACACAGACCAAGCAAAUCUGUUCCUGCCUUUGGAAUUUAGCAUACAACCAGUUAAAACCCCGUGCAUGGAAAAAACUGGCUGUGUCCUGGAAGUUCACAGAUGAACACAUUAAGGCUAUUGAAGAACAGUGGACAGGGAAAAAAAGUUACAGAAUGUUGCUCAUCUGGUUACAUGGUACCUUGCUGUCUCAUCAGAAUCCUGUUAAACAUCUGUGUGAAGAUCUGGUGGAAGCAGGAUUUCAGCCUUUAGCUGAGAAGACCAGAACUUCAAUCAGCAUUGGCAUGGACUCCAGGAAAUGUGUCAUUUCAUGA
Messenger RNA from Parus major (Great Tit), 3478 nucleotides. It is a transcript of the gene ANKDD1B, whose product is annotated as ankyrin repeat and death domain containing 1B. Gene Ontology annotation, biological process: signal transduction. NCBI's taxonomy places the organism in Eukaryota, Metazoa, Chordata, Aves, Passeriformes, Paridae. Gene Ontology annotation, molecular function: protein binding. The record is from RefSeq and is a predicted model, not a curated record.